CAAGAGGAGAUAAUUUAAGGAAGGAAAAAAAAACACAUAAAUGGCAGAUGCUAUAAUUUCAGAAGUGGUGGGGAGAAUUGCAACUAUCUUAGAAGAUAAGAUUCGGUAUGAAGUCAAUUUGGUUAGGGGCGUGAAGGACGAGCUUCUUUAUCUUUCCAAGAAGCUCAAGACGAUCCGAGAGGUGUUGGAUGAUGCAGAAAAGAGAGAAGUGAAAGAUCAAAGUGUCAAGAGUUGGUUGAAGAAGCUCGAAGCUACGGCCUAUGAGAUGGACGAUAUUUUGGAUGAAUGGAACUAUUCUCUUCUCAAAGAUAAGAUGGAAGGUUCAGCUGAGCCCGAGCCUACUAAGCAAAAGAUAGGAUGCUCCUUCAUCAGAUCUUCUUGUUUAUGUUUCAAGAAAGUUUCUGUCCGUCGUGAUAUUGCCAAGAAAAUAGAAACUGUGAAAGCUAUGCUUGAACAGAUUUACAAGGAGAGAAAUGACUUUAAUUUUGUCAUCUCUCCGCCUGCAACUGAUCCCGUGCCCACACCUUGGCGAGUGCAAUCCACACAUUUUGUCGACUUGACGAAAGUGCAUGGGGAGGAUAUACAUAAGAAAAAAGAAGACAUAGUGAGGAAACUAAUGCUCAAUGGUGGUGACACCCAAAUCUUGUCUAUUGUUGGAACGGGGGGACUUGGCAAAACAACUCUAGCCAAACUUGUUUAUAAUGAUAAACGAGUGAAGGAUUGUUUUGAAUUAAGAAUAUGGAUUUGUGUUUCUGAUCCAUUUGACGUGCUUGGGAUUGCAAAAGGAAUUGUUAACAAAGUGGGAACACAAAAGAUUCCUCCGGAUUCCAACCAAUUGGCACUGGUAUUAGAAAAGCUAGAAGAAUCCAUUUCAGGAAAAAAGUUUCUUCUUGUGCUUGACGAUGUUUGGACAGAAGAUGAAAACGAAUGGAAGGACCUGAAAAUCUGUCUCCAAUGUGGUGCAGCAGGUAGUAAAAUUCUGGUGACAACGAGAAAGGAAACGGUGGCUAAGAUGUUCGAUACCUUAAACGGUGACAUGUAUCUCCCCAAUAAGCUUAGUGAAGAAGAAUGUUGGUCAUUAUUGUGUGACACAUCUCUUCUACGAAAGAGAGAGAAGGAAUAUGGAAAAUUUGAGGAAGUGGGCAAGAAAAUAGCUAGCAAGUGCAAGGGAUUGCCUCUUGCUGCGAUUGUUUUGGGAAGACUUCUGCAGUUCAAGGAUUUGGAAGGGUGGGAACAUGUCGAGAAGAGUGAAAUAUGGGAAUUGGAGAAUGCAGAAUUAGAUCUUUUUCCCCAUUUGGCCUUAAGCUACAAUGAAUUGUCCCCGGCUCUUAAGCGUUGUUUUUCAUAUUGUGCCGUCUAUCCUAAAGAUCACAAAAUUCAUGCAGAGACUUUGAUAGAAGAGUGGAUGGCGCAAGGUUAUCUGGGCUCUGUUAGUGGAAACGGUGUAGUGGAAGUCAAAGGGCGGGAGUACUUGAACAAUUUAGCAAUGCGUUCAUUGUUUCAAGACAUUAAGAAAAGUGAGUCAGGGGAGCAGAUAGAAAGGUGUAAAAUGCAUGAUAUAGUGCAUGAUUUUGCUCUAUUUCUUAGGAAGAAUGAUGAAAGAGAGAAAAGUUGUCAAGUUUGUGAUUCUUCAUUGGUUUCGCAUGUCCAAGAAUAUCGGAGUCUAUUUUGGGACUACGACGAAGGAGACAGAAGCUAUCAAGUUUGUGAUUGCAUGAAAAGUCUUAGGGUGUUAAGAAUUGAAUGUCUUCCAAUGGGAAUGGAAACGCUAAUUCACUUGAGAUGGUUGGAUUGUAGUUAUAUUGCAUUGUCAAAGGAUGACCUUGAAAUCCUAUGUAGGCUUUAUUUCUUGCAAACUCUUCUCUUGUCACGGUGCGAGCUAACAGAGAUUCCACGAGAAAUUGGGAAUUUGGAUCAGUUAAGACGACUUGACUUAAGUUGGAAUGAAGACUUAAAGGAGUUACCAGAAAUCAUGGGCCGUUUGGUUGAAUUGCGAACUCUUUCCUUAGCAUACUGCAGUCUAGAAGAGAUUGGGAGAGAAAUUGGGAAUUUGGUGCAGUUAAGAGAACUUGACUUAAGUGGUAAUAGAGAAUUAAAGGAGUUACCAGAGAGCAUUGGCCGUUUGGUUGAAUUGCGAACUCUAGACUUAUCAGAGUGCUCUCUAAAAUUAGAGAUUCCACGAGAAAUUGGGAAUUUGGAUAAGUUAAGACGACUUGACUUAAGUGAGAAUGAAGAAUUAAAGCGGUUACCGGAUAGCAUGUGUAACUUGGUUGAAUUGCGAUCUCUUUCCUUAGAUAAUUGCUCUCUAGAAGUGAUUCCACAACAAAUAGGGAAUUUGGUUAAGUUAAGACGACUUGAUUUAAGUUGGAAUGAAGACUUAAAGGAGUUACCAGAAAGCAUGGGCCGUUUGGUUGAAUUGCGAACUCUUUCCUUAGCAGAAUGCUCUCUAAAAGUGGUUCCACAAGAAAUUGGGAAUUUGGUGCAGUUAAGAGAACUUGACUUAAGUGGUAAUACAGAAUUAGAGGAGUUACCAGAGAGCAUUUGUAGUUUGGUUGAACUGCAAAUCUUGAAGAUUAAAGACACUCCUAUCAACUGCCUGCCUGAAGCAUUAGGUGAGUUAAGUAAUCUUCGAACAGACUGGUAAUCAGGAGAUAUAAGGGCUCCAGGCUUCCACGUUUAAUGUCAUCACCCCUCAACUUUAUAAAACAGAUAAAUUUGACUAGAUUGAGUGAGGUGUCAUCAUUGCCGGCUAUGGGGAAACUACCUUUCUUGUAAAUUCUUCAAAUUAUUGGUGCCAAGCAAUUGAUGUUUGUCGGAAGGGAGUUUUUAGGAAUAGAAUCUUCAUCUGAUGA
This is a messenger RNA of Salvia hispanica, 2852 nucleotides long. The record is from RefSeq and is a predicted model, not a curated record. Lineage: Eukaryota; Viridiplantae; Streptophyta; Magnoliopsida; Lamiales; Lamiaceae.